Molecule: messenger RNA, 1872 nt
Organism: Nerophis lumbriciformis (worm pipefish)
Lineage: Eukaryota; Metazoa; Chordata; Actinopteri; Syngnathiformes; Syngnathidae
Source: RefSeq, a predicted model, not a curated record
CAGCAGCAGAGAAUGACGACGGUGGGGACAGACAAGGAGCUCAGCGACUUGCUGGAUUUCAGCGCGAUGUUCGAACUCCCGGUUUCAAAUGGCAAGAAUAGGCCAACAGUAAGACUGGCCAGCAGUCAGUUUGGGGGUUCAGGUGUUGAUGAGAGGAAUGGGUCCAGUCCAUGGGGGUCAGGAGAGCAGAACAGUCCAUCUUUCAACCAGGGGAGGUGUUUUGGCGAAGAAGGCAUUUACAGUGAGCAAGCUGGCAUUUUACCUGGCACAGUGUUUGGCACAGGAAUUGCUGGGAAGACUGAGAGAGGCCCUUACUCAUCAUUUGCAUCACAGCCGGGCUUUCUGCCCAGUGAAAUAGCCAUGCCCAGUCCCGAUUCCCUGUCUCCCUCUGGCUUGAAGCCCAGCUCCCAGUUUUAUUCUUCCUAUGAGGGCAACAAUCCUCGCAGACGGCCUGCACAAGACCCCAUUGAAACCCAGCCAAAAAAGAUCCGGAAGGUGCCCCAUGGCCUGCCCUCCUCGGUAUGUGCCUCUGGUGAGGAUUUUAACAGGGACAAUGCUGGCUACUCAGCUUCCAAAGCAGGAAGUAUCUACACUCCUCCAUUCUACAUGCAAGAAGGCCUCCACCCGCCUUCCGAUUCAUGGGGUUCUACUGGGUCGAUGGUUCAACCUGGUUAUCCUUCCAUGCUGGGUAACUCCACCCAUCUGAGCCAGCAUGGUCCCUUCACUGCCAUCAACCCCCAAGACAGACUGAAACGGCAACCACUGCCCCUAUCACCCCAAAACUACCCCCUCCAUGGUAGUGAGGUGAAUGGGACCCACCCUGCUGGCUUCCACUCCGGCUCGAACAGCUACGGAGUCCCGAGUCACACACCACCUAUUCCUGCCAAUCGGGGAGCAGUACCUGGAAGUUCUGGUGAUGAGAUUGGGAAAGCACUGGCUUCUAUUUAUCCUUCAGACCCAAACAGUAACGGCUAUUCAUCAUCCCCAUCCACCCCUUCUGGCUCUCCUCAGGCCACCUCAGGAUCUGCCUCCCAGUGGACAAGGUCAUCUGGACAGGCCACACCUUCACCUAACUUUCAUGGUGGAAUUCAGGGGAUGUCAAGUAAACUGGAGGACCGCCUAGAUGAAGCUAUUCAUGUUCUUCAGCGACAUGCUAGUGGACAAGGAGGACCAGGACUGGCUGAAAUGCAAAGUCUGCUGGCAUCUGGCUUGGGUUUAUCUUCAGCAUUUAGCAGUGCAACACUCAGCCUCACCAACCGCUUGCCAGGAUUGGUCUCUAGUCACCAUGAAGACUCGGCUGGUCUGCCCUCUGGUGGAGGACAUGGCCAUCACAGUUCCUCAUCUGGCCUACAAGGCUCUCAGCCUGAUGGUUUCACAAAUAUGGUGAGCAGCCUUAAUCGUUCCAGUGACAUCAAACGAGAGACCAAGGAGGAGGAUGAAAACUGCUCCGUGACUGAUAAGUCAGAAGACGAGAACAAAGAGUUAAAGGCUCUUCAAACGAGUCUGAUUGAUGAGGAUGACGAUGAAGAUCUACCAGUGGAGAUAAAAGCUGGGCGGGAGAAAGUGCGGAGGAUGGCAAACAAUGCCCGUGAGCGGCUCCGCGUGCGGGACAUCAAUGAGGCCUUUAAGGAGCUGGGCCGCAUGUGUCAGCUCCAUCUGAACUAUGAGAAACCGCAGACUAAAUUGAACGUGCUCCAACAAGCCGUUAACGUUAUACUCAACCUGGAGCAGCAAGUUCGAGAGCGUAAUCUCAACCCAAAGGCCGCCUGCCUCAAGAGAAGAGAGGAGGAGAAAGUGUCAGGCGUGGACCCCCAGAUGCAGAUGGGCGGAGGUCUCGGAGGUGAUGGACACAACCCUAUAAGCCAUAUGUAA